AAGCCCCAAACCUUCCAUUUUCUGAGCUAACCCACAACGGCACAACGUUUUCUUCUCGAAAUUACACAUUUUCUGUCUCCUCAAACAUCCCUUUUUUUUGUCCUGUUUCCUUGUUUCUUGGAGUUGUCUCCUUCAUUGCAAAUAGUCUUACGUUUGAAGGAAUUAAGCUAAAGCUUCAGAUUCUUCCCGACGGGGAAAAACCAUGUUGCAGGACGUCAUUCAUCCACCGGAGCAGCUCCCCAUUGAUGACAUCUCAAGCCCAAUCAGUGGUCCAAUUUUUGAUUUUUGUGAUCCGGAUUUAUUCUCAGAAAACCUGCAGAACUCUGAGGUCACUUCUUCUAAUUGUUGCUAUGAAGAGAAUUCCUCCUAUGCCACUAAUCUUUCCAUACCACCAGACAUCGAAAAGCAUAAUAGCUGCCAAGAUAACCAAGGCAUGACAAACAUAGCCAACCCCACAAGCACCACCACUACUACCACCGCAAGCACCACCACCACGGCUACUACCACCCCUACUGCUACCACUGACAACAAUAAUAGUAAUCUGUUCAUAAUCUUUGAUUCCCCAGAUGAGAUUGAUAAUGACAUUUCUGCUUCAAUAGACUUUUCAUCAUCCUCUCCUUUUUCUGUUCCUCAAUUUCCGACAAUUCACCAAGAUCAAUUCGACCUCACCUUGGUGCAACCUCAAAUCCGAUUAACAGAUGUUGUGGUUGAUGGACUCGCACAGUACUCUGCUGAUCCCGUUGUGCCUCUUAUGGGACCUCCAUUAUCUGCAGUUUUUGAAGAAGAGUGUUUUUCCUCUGUACCUGCUUAUGUACCUUUAAACCCUUCAUCUCCUUCCUGCUCCUUUCUUGGCCCUUCUAUGCCAACAUUCAUGCCUGCUGGGGCUAUGACUGCUUCUUUAUCUGCUGACAGUUCAGGGAUUUUUUCUGGAAGUCUUCUUAUGGGGUCUGAAUUACAACCACAAGAAUUGGAAUAUCAGGGUGACAAUGGGAGAAUGUUCUGUCCAGAUUCAACGCAGCACAGUUUUAACCCUGGAGACUUGCAGGUGCUUACUAGUGAGAGCCAACAACUUGGGCCUGUAGCUGCUAGUUCUACUCCUCUAACAUCAGAGAUUUCAGGUUUGGAAGAUCCAACCUUUAACAAGGUAGGCAAACUCACUGUUGAGGAAAGGAAGGAAAAGAUCAAUAGGUACAUGAAGAAAAGGAAAGAGAGGAACUUCAGCAAGAAAAUUAAGUAUGCCUGCCGCAAGACACUAGCAGAUAGCAGACCUCGAGUGAGAGGCAGAUUUGCCAAGAAUGAUGACUUUGGAGAGACCUCCAGGCCAGCUUCUAGCAAUCAUGAAGAAGAAGAAGAUGAGGAAGUUGCUGUGAAAGAAGAGGAAGACAUGGUUGAUUCCUCUGACAUCUUUGCUCACAUCAGUGGUGUGAACUCCUUCAAGUGCAACUAUCCCAUACAGUCCUGGAUUUGACAAACUUCUUCAUAACAAGUAAACUACAAUUUUGCAAGACCCUAUUUCAGCCAGGGUUACUCUAUCCAGGUAUAAUCUUAAAAUCAAAAGACCAAAGAAAAAAAAAAAAGGAAAAAAAGAAAAAAAGAGAGAAAUAAUUGGGUCGUUAUGGUUUCCAGAUAAUCAAGUCAGGAUAAUAUGGACAGUAAAUAAGAACAUGUAGUUUUGUAGAUAAUAUCACAGCUUGUAUCAGGUUCAACAUCUGUGAUCUGGAAAACCUUGUAUCCUACCAGCCAGAAUAGCUAAUUGAACAUAUUUAUGUUAGUUUGUACUUAAACCUAAGAUAUCAGCUUUACAUGCAAACAAUUGUGUAAAUAAAAUGCUUGACUCAUGUAAAUUAUAUAACAUUGAGGCUUGCUAGCGGCUUUACUGAGCUCAAAACAUUACACAAAGAUCUGCAAAUUAAUCUCUCCUUUUGUUUAUUGUCUGUGUGAUUGUGUUCUAUCUUUCCUUGGCUGUUUCCUGAUAAAGGUCAAGCUUUCCU
This is a messenger RNA of Rubroshorea leprosula, 1991 nucleotides long. NCBI's taxonomy places the organism in Eukaryota, Viridiplantae, Streptophyta, Magnoliopsida, Malvales, Dipterocarpaceae. The record is from the annotation of a GenBank genome assembly.